Messenger RNA from Aedes aegypti (yellow fever mosquito), 975 nucleotides. RefSeq lists its product as uncharacterized. The transcript has 2 exons. The record is from RefSeq and is a predicted model, not a curated record. NCBI's taxonomy places the organism in Eukaryota, Metazoa, Arthropoda, Insecta, Diptera, Culicidae. The coding region runs from base 228 to 959 and encodes 243 amino acids.
UUCACUACUUUUACCUCCCUUCUUCGCCCCAAGCGAAAGAAAUCCGCAAAUUGUGCCAAAUUUACGUAGCCACGUGGCGUACCCCAGGAUGAAUCGAUUGAUUUACCUUCAUUACUUUCCGUUGAACCAUCACGCGAUAAGCAAGCAAGUUCCGGUCCUGGUGGGACACUUACUGCGAACGCCCCUUAGUCAAACUGAAACAACUGCAACCGGAAUGGGACCAACUGAUGGCCAUCAUGGACCGGUUCCAGUACUUCAACCACUGGACCGAGGAGCAGCGACGGGAUUGCCUGGGGCGGGCCAAAGUACGGACAUUUGAUCCGGACGAUGUCAUCUUCGAGGAGGGCCGAUCUCCCGUCAACUGCGUCCAUUUCGUGCUGUCCGGGAGGUGCAUGGUGCUGCAAUGCUUGAAGCUCAUCAAGACUGUGACGAAGUAUGGAAGCAAUCGGUACCGUCUAGCCGAAGCACGACCCAUCGAAGAUGAAAUCACUCAGUUCCAUCGGAGACGAAACUCACGAUUGGUCGAGCUGCAUCCUCAAUCAAUGCUAAGAACUGCCGAAUCUCCUGAAGACUCAAAGCAACGCCCGCCCCACUUCGAGUAUCACUUCGUGGACAUUGGCAGCUACUCGUGCGGAUCCGUGUUCGGAGUGGGUGAACACAUGGAAGAUCGCUCGGUGGUAGCCCGGGACGUGGUGCAGUGUCUACUGAUUCCGCGCUACUGGCUACUGCAGAAGCCUCAAAGCAUGAACAACGUAUGGAGCCGGAUACGGAUCUUCAUUGAACAGCGGCAACCGUCGCGGCAGAAGUUGUUCGAGUGGUACCUGAAGGAAGUACGCUGGCGACGGCUGCGCAAACAACUCAGGGAGAACGUCGUUGGGGUUCGCGUGAGAAUCAAUUCGACGGACGUAGGCGAUGUGCCGACGUUGAGCCGAAUCGAGGAUAGUGAUGUGUUCAUUUGAUGUGCAAAUAAAACAA